AUAAAAAUACAUCUAUAUAAUACAUGUGCUGAGGUUAUUUCAUAUUCUCAUCUGUGCUGAUGUUCUAUUAAUGUGGGAAAAUUAAUUAAGAAAAUGGCAUCAUUAAAUGUUAUAGGACUGACCACCACAAUGUUGCCUAGCAACGGUACAGACAUUAUGGUAAACAAAGAGAUGCAGGUUGAAACAGUGAUCGUGAUUCUUUGGAUAUCCGGUGGAGUAUUACUGAUAGCCCUGAUUAUACUGUUGGCAUGUAUCCUGAGGACAAACAAGAAAGGCAGAAGACGUUCUAAUCCUCUAAGGCCUGGUGUCUUUAGAGUACUGGAAAGUGCAAAUGGUGGAGUCAAUCCAAGCUACACGAGUUACGACGAGAUUUGGACAUGGAUUCCAGUUGUCAGGGGCGACGAAGCUUCAUGUCCUCCACGCCAGGAAACGUCACGUAACGUAACCAUAUCACCAGCAUCUACGUCACUGGCGUCUAAUCUAGAACCACCACCAUAUAGUGUGGCCAUUUCAACGCCAUCUAGACCUCACAGCAUUCCACGCUAUUCAUCUGCAGCUAUGGCUGUAUCCACGGCAACUACCUCGUCAUACGGAAAUCCGGUUAGUAAUAUAGCAUCUACAGUCUCGAUAAGUGCUGAUAGGUCAGGUCAAACAAUUGUCAAUUCAUGCUCUCCGGUAAUUAGCUCACAUGCCCAAAGAGGUAGGCAUCACACAUCACACAAUGCACAAAUUACAUCAACUUCCGGUCACAUAUUCACUAGCACUCCUAUAUCGAGUCCUCGAAUUAACCAAAGAGUAAUGGGAAGAAACGAACCAAUCAGAAACCCUGUGAUAAAUUCAAACCAUGGGAAUUCCACUUGUUCUCAGUUUGAAAGAAACCAACGACCCCAAAGUUGUUAUGAGCAUCCUAACGAUGAUGUAAGGAGUCCCCUUCCUAACAGACGAUCACUUUUUGGGGAAGACCCAACAAGAUUAUAUAGCAAUCGGGAUAGAAUACACAGAAAUGAUAUACCAACUGCUUCCCCUUGCCAGGGAAAUACUCAGGUUGAAACGCCACCUUUCACCUAUGACCCCGAAGAGGGUGUUUACUCAUACCUUGCAGGAAGCAUUGGACGACGGAUAUGGUGUGAUAUUCCCCCGAGUCUGUUAGACGAGGACGGACCACCACCAUACACCCGCAAUGCAGAUCUUCGUAGUAGGGAAUACUACCAGAGAAGACCCCGAACAGAUAGACCUGCGCCAUUAGUUAGGCUUGAAUAUGAUUACUUCUGACAACGACCGUAUCACGUGACUUACGUGUGAUGCAUAACAUCAGAAGACGCCAUUAGUGCCAAAGAAUUCCGAAUGGUGCCCAGACUAUGACACAAUACUCAAAUAUAUGUGUUCAGAUAUUGCUUUAGUGCCUUAAAUCGUAGUGCAAUUGUGUUUACAUAUAUGUUUAAAUGCUGUUUUAAGCUGUAAUAUGCUUUAGUAAGCUUAUUGUUUAGGCUACUAAUCGCAAUCUUUUUUGUGUGCAAUCUUGCCAGGACUAUGAUAUUAUAUGUGUAUAGACAGUGUCGAGAGGAGAAAAAAAAUCAAGUCAUGUGCCAAUGGUAUGUUUGUAUGUGUUUGCGUAUGUAUGUGUGUGUGUGUAUGGCAGAAAAUGUUUGCGAGGCUGUAGCCACUUUACUAAGUGUAUUAUCCUAAUAAAACAGUGAUUGUGCAUUCUCCUGUUUCGUCAAUACUGGUAAUGUUUGCAGUAUAACUGAAUAACUUGUGCCUGUAUCUAAACAGUACACUAGAAUAUUAAUCUAUUUCUGUUGCUAAAAGGGUUUCUGGAAGGGACAUGCAUGCAAGUUGGUGUACCUUUUUUUUUGUAUGUGAAAAUCAAAGACUUCAUUUUUUGUAUUCAUGUAAAAGGUAACUGUGAAAUUUGUUAAAACUGAUCAACGUCAGUAUUUCUUUCUAUCUAUAAUUGUAAUUCACGCUUCAUUAGAUACGUCUAAAGAAGCAACCAGUAUUUGACUUACACAGAAUUUAUACGUCAUCCCACACUAUACUGUAUGGGUUUUUUUCAUUGUCGAAGGCCGCACGAUUGCCUUGAAUUGCUUACUUUUACUUCAUUUGAACUCUGGUGGAUAAUUGUCUCUUGGCAAUCAUACCACAUCUUCUUAGUUUUAUAUUAACCGUUUAUACAUCUGUUAUGGUCAGGAUUAUCUUCCGUUUCCCGUGUAAUACAUCUGUAAUGGUCUGGAUUAUCUCUCGUUUCCCUCGUAAUAUAUCUGUUAUGGUCUGGAUUAUCUCUCGUUUCCCGCUUAAUCCAUCUGUAAUGGCCAAUGAAAAAAAUUCGACGUUGAUUAUGUCCCAUUUAUUAGAACAAAUCUUAACUUCAAACUUACUCAGAAUGCUCCAGACUCAGAAAUUACAUGUUAUAAAUUCAAUGGUAACCCAUUACCAUCUUCAGACAAGUUAGUUGUCCUAGACAUUAUCCCUAUGGUGAAUUGUAAGGAAUGAUUUGGCGAGCGUGGGAGAGACUGAGCGAUACUGAUUAGAUGGUGCUGAUUGUAUAUAUAACAUAACUGUUUAGUAUGUAUUUAUUUUUAUGUUUAUUCUUAUUAAGCUUGUUCAGAGAAACGUUCACCUGUUGUGAUAUUCGCGAAUUUAGAAUCCAAAGGACACUGGGUUAAUGCAUUGUUCGUGCUACAAAAUGAUAAAAACGUCAUAUAUUUUGUUGAACUUUAAUUGUGUAUGACGUUGUUAGGUGGGGUACGCUUUUGGAAAUAGUACCCAUAUUACAAUAGAUUCUGAAACGGUUGAGUGUGCAGAAAAGAUAAAGCUAUGUUUUUUAAAAUAGUUACUAUAGUAAUGUUUUAGAAACAAAUUCUCAUCUUGUCAAAUGUAAUUUACUUGAAUUAUUUUAUACUAGAAGGAAAAUUGUAAUCUCGGGGUAAUGGAUUAUCUUGUAAAAAUUCUGUUAAUUAAAAUUUUAAACUAGAUGGAAAGUCCCAAAGUUUGGGGUAAGGGUUAAUACAAAUCUAGCCGAAAUUUCUUAAUCAAAUUUUAAACUAAAACGAAAGUCGUAGAUUGGGGUAAUAACAAAUCUAGUCAAAUUUUUUUUGAUAAACAAAUUUUAAACUUGAUGGGAAGUCGUAAGUUUGGGGUAAUUGAAAAUCUAGUCGAUUGUUUUAACCAAAUGUUGAAAUACAUGGAAUGUCAUUAGUUUUGGGGUAAUUGGAAAUUUCUUUUAAUUAAAACAUGUGAUACGCAUACAUGACGUAUGUUUUAAGACGCCAUUACUGGCAAACUACAGUAAGAAAAUACAGUGAGCAAUAUAAAGAUACAAGUAUCUAGUCAAUUAUAUUUAUAAUAAAGCCGUGUCAGUAUUAACCCUGUCCAUAAAGGUCCACGCCUUGUUGUUAUGAAAACUAUAAAAAAACGUUUUGUUUUUUUUUAUAAACAAAGAUGAAGACCUCCCCACCUACCGAGACCCUCACGUUCAUGCUAUUUUGUUAGGUACAUGUUUAGAGAGCAUCGAAAUAAGAACGUAUAGUUUUAAACUAUUUAACAACGAGAGAUUUAAGUAUCAUUCUAUACAAUUAAAUUCAUGAUUGCCUCUAAACAACCUGAUUGUCGGUAUUAAAUUACUAAUAAAAACCAAUGGUUUUCUGGUAACAACUUGACGUGGAUCACGUGAUUAUGUUGUGUGGAUCACGUGACUAUGUUCUGUGGAUCACUUGACUAUUAUCAGUAUUAGACAAUAAGUUAUCUAUGUAAAUAUAUAUAAAUUAUGUUGCCAUAUUAUGUAGUUUAUAAUGAAUUUCUAUGUUGCAUUAUUUAGCUGUUAGAUAAGUUAUAUUAUUUGUAUCUGAUUUGUGUUUUCGCGUUACUUAUAUGAAUUUUGAUAUGUUAUUGUAUGCUGUAUAUUUUAUUAGGGAACGACCAAUUAACUUUGAAAAGGGGUAAAUGUUUUUCUUUAUCAUUCUGAAAAAAAUCAAACAGCAAAUUGUUUAUAUUAUUGUCGCGAAUUGUUUUUACUGAACCUUAACUUGAAUGGCAAAUACUUUCAAUCAAUUUUUUACCCUUCUCCCUAGGCCUGAUCAAAAUAUUUUAUUCUUCAAUGUUGGAAAUCGGAAUAGUUCUAAGAGAAAAAAAAUAAUCACAACCCCCAGUCUCAGUGGUUAUUCCCUUACACCUGACAGAAAUUUCAAAAUGGAACCAUUUCAAUCUGUUAUAAUGUAUGACAUAAUUAAUCUUAAUAGCCAUUUUAUAAUACUGUUUUAUAUAAUUUGUAUUUUGCCAGGCAUUUUGAUAAUUUGUAUUUUGCCAGGCAUUUUGCCUCAGUGCUUAUUUAAUAAAACAAUUUUAUUAAUA
Messenger RNA from Mytilus californianus (California mussel), 4350 nucleotides. RefSeq lists its product as uncharacterized. The coding region runs from base 94 to 1272 and encodes 392 amino acids. The record is from RefSeq and is a predicted model, not a curated record. NCBI's taxonomy places the organism in Eukaryota, Metazoa, Mollusca, Bivalvia, Mytilida, Mytilidae. The transcript is spliced from 3 exons.